GAAAAAAAAGUUAGGUUAUUUGUCAAAAUUCAUUCACAAGUUGGGAUUUUUUAGUGAGGGAAAAUAAUGCUAAAAUCUCUACAAAUUGGGAUAAGACGGCAGCUUGGCUCGCCGACACUAUGCAGAAGUCGGACUGCUAUCGCGGAGUGGCCCCAAAACUCAAACGAAGUUAAUGCCCCAAAGAGUAAAAUAGAAAUCGUUGAUCCGUUGACACAUCCGGAUUACUUCAAUGUUCACAACCUCUUUACGGUGCGAGAUUUAUUUAAUGCCCGAGUACACUAUGGUCACAAGAUCGGCUCAUUGGAUGAUCGCAUGAAGCCAUACAUCUAUGGAUCUCGCUUGGGACACUUAAUUUUCGAUUUGGACCAGACAGCUUGUCAUCUUCGUGAAGCACUCAACUUUGCUGCACACAUUGCCUACAAUGACGGUUUAAUCCUCUUUCUGUACCGUGGAGCCCUCAAUGCACAUCUUGUUGAGAAGACAGCUUUGGAGUGCGAGGAGUUCUCCCACACACGCUACUGGCGCGGGGGUGUCUUCACAAAUGCCAAAGUUCAAUUUAAGGCAGUCACGAGACUUCCGGAUCUCUGCAUUUUCCUCAAUACACUCAACAACGUGAUGACCCAGCACACGGCUGUGAGAGAUUCAGCCAAAAUGUCCAUCCCAACUAUUGGGGUAGUUGAUACAAAUUGCAAUCCCAAUCUCAUAACGUACCCUGUGCCGGGUAAUGAUGACUCUCCGGCAUCAAUUGAAUUGUACUGCAGGGUAUUCAAGGAGGCUAUUAUGCGUGGGAAGCAGAAAAGGAAGAAACACAUGGAGAUUCUACAGCGACAAGAUUCCCAAAUGGAAAAUCCAAAUACAAAUGAGAAGAUUUUAGAAAAUGCUUGAAAGUUGUAAAGUAAUAUUUGUAAGAGAUAAAUAAUAUACGUUUUACGUAUUAUAUUAGUAAAA
Lutzomyia longipalpis is the source of this 948-nucleotide messenger RNA. It is a transcript of the gene mRpS2, whose product is annotated as 28S ribosomal protein S2, mitochondrial. Gene Ontology annotation, molecular function: structural constituent of ribosome. Gene Ontology annotation, cellular component: mitochondrial small ribosomal subunit; ribosome. Bases 67 to 885 code for a protein of 272 amino acids. The transcript is spliced from 3 exons. Gene Ontology annotation, biological process: translation. The record is from RefSeq and is a predicted model, not a curated record. NCBI's taxonomy places the organism in Eukaryota, Metazoa, Arthropoda, Insecta, Diptera, Psychodidae.